Scleropages formosus (Asian bonytongue) is the source of this 3794-nucleotide messenger RNA. It is a transcript of the gene rnf40, whose product is annotated as ring finger protein 40. The coding region runs from base 352 to 3261 and encodes 969 amino acids. Lineage: Eukaryota; Metazoa; Chordata; Actinopteri; Osteoglossiformes; Osteoglossidae. The transcript has 20 exons. The record is from RefSeq and is a predicted model, not a curated record. Gene Ontology annotation, molecular function: ubiquitin protein ligase activity; metal ion binding. Gene Ontology annotation, cellular component: nucleus; HULC complex.
GUCGUUUUGUGAAGAUGCUUUAGUUCUUGUGUCUCUCCGUUACUUAUAUUAUAAGAAAAAGAAACUGGUAAACAAAAAAUGGUGUAAACCCUAUUAUGUAUAUGUAGCUAACAGUUUUCAUUUGCGUAUCCCGUAGGUCGCGACCAGACAACUGACUGAUCGGUGAUCCCACAGUUUUUUGCGAUCAUCAUGUUUACUAAUUGAGUUAUGUUAGAAAUAUCCGAAGCAGACGUUUUGUUUUUUUUCCCUCCACAUAUUUACGUCAACGCUAAUAGCAUGUUUGUAAUUUCAUAAAAAAUAAAAACAGCAUCAGUCAUCAAGACGGGGUUGUUUGAUUGCCCAGGUGCAAUCAUGUCUGGUACUAGUGGAGGGAAGCGGGCAGCAGGACAUGGAGGGGAUAGCCCACCUGGACCCGUGGAAAAGAAAGGGAAAAAAGAAGAAAAAACCACCACUACAUUGAUUGAACCCAUUCGCAUCGGUGGAGUGUCCUCUACGGAGGAAAUGGACAUGAAAGUCUUGCAGUUUAAGAACAAGAAACUGUGUGAGCGUUUGGAACAGAGACAGGCUAUGGAGGAUGAGCUUCGUGAAAGGAUUGAGAAGCUGGAGAAACGUCAAGCCACUGAUGAUACAACUCUUCUUAUUGUCAACCGCUGCUGGAGCCAGUUGGAUGAUGCUGUUCAGGUCAUGCUACAAAAGUUUGAUCCAGAUGUAAACAAGGAAAAUAUGAAUCCUUCUGACUCAAAUCUUGAAGAAGGGGAAAGCAGCCAGCUUGAACCCAAGGAUUCAGUGGAAGCUAAUGAGGCUGAUAAAGAAGGUGUGGAACUACAGCAGUGUGAGACUAGUGCCACAGAUCGUGGGUGUCCUCCUGCUGCUCUCAGUGACAUGGCCAAGAACUUCCUUUGUACUUUGAGCAGUAGCAGCGAAGAAGAAGUGAGUCUGCAGUUACAGGACAGGAUGCAAUUCAGCAAAGUGGCUGUGGCCCAUGUUGUAUGUGCCUUUGACCAUCUACACCAUCGCAUUGAAGACUUGUGUGCCCAUGUCCAAAAUGAUGUGUACGAUGAGGGCAGUCAAGCAGAUGUUCUCUCUUUGAACCGGACGCUCCUGGAGGAAAACGGCCAGCUGCAGGAUCUUGCUUCAUCCCUGCAGGGUAGACACCACAGAAUGUCUUUGGAGUAUAAUGAAUUGGUGGAUAAGGUGACAAGUUCGGAGACUAAAGUGUCAGAAAUGGAAACUGCUGUGGAGGACUUGCAGUGGGAUAUAGAGAAACUUCGCAAGAGGGAGCAGAAGCUCAACAAGCAUUUGGCUGAGGCUUUGGAACAGUUGAACUCUGGGUACAACACCUGUGGCAGUUCAGGGGGGCUUCCAGGUGGCCAGAUAACACUCAACAUACAAAAGUUUGAGCUUUUGAACGCAGAGCUUGAGCAAAACCAAGAGCUGGCAAAUAGCCGGAUGGCAGAGCUGGAGAAGUUGCAGCUAGAGCUUCAGGAAGCUGUACGUGAAAGUGAAAAACUUAAGAUGGACCUACGAAACAUUCCAGAGGAGGUGGUUAAAGAGACUCCAGAAUAUAAGUGCCUGCAGUCACAGUUCUCUCUACUGUACAAUGAGUCUCUUGGGGUAAAAACACAACUGGAUGAGGCCAGAGCACUGCUGCUCACUGCCAAGAAUGCACAUCUGCGCCAAAUUGAACAUAUGGAGAGUGACGAGCUGUCGUUACAGAAGAAGCUCCGGACAGAAGUCAUUCAGCUUGAGGAUACCCUGGCCCAGGUUCGCAAGGAGUAUGAGAUGUUAAGAAUUGAAUUUGAGCAGAACCUUGCAGCUAAUGAGCAAGCAGGUCCUAUUAAUAGAGAGAUGCGUCACUUAAUUAGUAGCCUUCAGAAUCACAAUCAUCAGUUGAAGGGAGAUUUGCAACGCUACAAAAGGAAGCUUCGAGAGACACAAGCUGAAAUCAAUAAGCUGCGAUGUCAGAGUGGUGACGUAGGGUUUGUAACAUUGGAGGAACCCACCAGCGAUGCAGGGGUGGAUGUCAAGAAAGAGGAGGAUGAUGAACAAGAAGAGGAAGAAGACAGAAGGAGGGAGGCUGAGAGGCAAAGAGCCAGAGAGAGAGAGAGGGAGAGGGAGGCAGAGAGGGAGCGAGAACGGGAACGGGAGCGGGAAAGGGAACGAGAAAGGCAAAGAAGUGAGGAGUUGAAGAGGAAGGAUUCAGACACCCUUAAGAUGCUCAGGACUGAGCUUAAGAAAGCUCAAGAAUCACAGAAAGAGAUGAAACUUUUAUUGGACAUGUAUAAAUCAGCCCCCAAAGAACAGCGAGACAAAGUACAGCUCAUGGCUGCAGAGCGCAAGUCUAAAGCUGAGGUGGAUGAGUUAAGAGUACGAGUUCGAGACCUGGAAGAGAGGGAAAAAAAGGAGAGCAAAAAACUGGCUGAUGAAGAUGCCCUUAGGAAGAUUCGCAUGGCUGAGGAAACCAUUGAACAUUUGCAGAAGAAGCUUACAGCAACAAAACAGGAGGAGGAGGCCUUGCUUAGUGAGAUGGAUGUUACAGGUCAAGCGUUCGAAGACAUGCAAGAGCAGAACAGUCGACUGAUGCAGCAACUAAGAGAAAAAGAUGAUGCCAACUUCAAGCUAAUGAGUGAGAGGAUCAAGUCUAACCAGAUCUACAAACUACUACGGGAAGAGAAGGAGGAGCUGGCUGACCAAGUACUAACACUUAAGACACAGGUUGAUGCUCAGCUCCUUGUAGUGCAGAAGUUAGAAGAGAAGGAGGGUGUACUUCAAAGCUCACUUGCUGCACUGGAGAAAGAAUUGAGUCUUCGCACACAAGCCCUAGAGCUCAACAAAAGAAAGGCAGUGGAGGCAGCACAGCUGGCAGAGGACUUAAAGGUACAACUGGAGCACACUCAAGCAAAGUUGCGGGAGAUCCAAGCCUCUGUGUCAGAUAACCGUACAGCCCGUGAAAGAGAGAGCUUCAACCUGAAAAAGGCACAGGAAGACUUGUCUAGGCUGCGUCGAAAACUGGAGAAGCAAAAGAAAGUGGAGAUGUAUACUGAUGCAGAUGAAAUUUUACAAGAGGAGAUCAACCAGUACAAGGCAAAGUUGCGUUGCCCCUGUUGUAACACUCGAGACAAGGAGACUGUUCUGACCAAGUGUUUCCAUGUCUUCUGCUACGAUUGUCUAAAGACGCGUUAUGACACUCGGCAGAGAAAGUGUCCCAAGUGCAAUGCAGCUUUUGGAGCUAAUGACUUUCACCGUAUCUACAUAACUUAAACCUUUUUUUUUCUUUUUCUUUUAAUGUGAACAAAAGUGUCCAAAAAAUAUUUUUUUAAAACAGGAUAGGGUAUUUAGUUUAGAAGAAAGGAGUUAAGUACUUCUACCAUAUCUCAUGAACUGUUUGUGUAUGAAGAUGAAGGCAAAACAAAGCGUGAUACUCUCUUGAGUUAACUGUCACAGUAAUUGCAGAUACUAGUGGUCACUAAGAAAUGUAGUGGCAAGGCAAAUAUGCUAAUUUUACUAUAAUUGUCAGUUAUUAGAAUAAGUAAUUGUUACUGCCAGUUUUGUGUUCCCACAAGGUAAAAACUAGGUGAUCUUUUUUUCUAUUAGUCAUGCCUAUUACUUUUUUGGGAGUUCAGACAGCACUGGAAAACAUAAUUACUUUAAAUAUUGACAUAGUAUUAAAAUUUAUAUUUUCUGCUGUUGUAAUCAUAAAAGUGUGCUUUCACCUGGUAAACAAGAGCUAGUCCUUUUAACUGGAUUGUAACAAAUAAAUGCAUUAGUCAGAAAUUUUUGCUGAAAGAUUUUUG